AUGUCAUUCGGACUGACGAAUGCGCCAGCAGGCUUCAUGGAUCUGAUGAAUAGAAUAUUCAAACCGUACUUAGAUCGGUUCGUGAUUGUGUUUAUCGACGACAUUUUGAUUUAUUCACUGGCUUUCUUGGGUCAUGUGGUAUCACAAAGCGGCAUCAAGGUUGACCCAAAGAAGAUCAAAGCUGUAAUAGAAUGGAAACGUCUUGAAUCAGUUACGAAAGUUCGAAGUUUCCUCAGCUUGGCAGGGUACUACAGACGAUUCGUACAAGAUUUUUCAAAGAUCGUUGUACCAUUGACGAAAUUAACUCAGAAGAACGCAAAAUUCAACUGGAUGGAUCAAUGUGAGCUCAGUUUUCUGAAACUGAAAGAGUGUCUAAUGACAGCACCAGUCUUAGCCCUACCAGAAGGAACUGAAGGAUUUACAGUUUACUCUGAUGCGUCAAGAUUAAAGUAUCUAAUUGAGGAAGUACAACAAGGAAAAAGUCAAGAUUUCAGUAUCGUCAACGGAAUACUGAAGUAUGGCAAUCGAAUUCGACAAAAGAGCUAUGCGGACCCCAAGAAAAAAGACAUCGAAUUUCAGAUCGAAGAUUAUGUCUUCCUCAAGGUAUCACCGAUGAAGGGAGUUAUUCGUUCCGAAAAGAAGGGCAAGUUGGCUCCGAGUGGUGGAUGUAAGCGAAGAGUUAACCUACGAGGAACGGGCGGUGCAAAUUGUCGAUAUGCAGAUACGACAAUUGCGGAUGAAGAGAAUUCCGAUGGUGAAAGUCCUAUGAAGGAGUCAAUCUGUAGAAGAGUGCACGUGAGAGACAGAAGAGAAUAUGAGACAGAAGUAUCCUUAUCUAUUCACUCAAGUUCUCUAAUGCUGAUAGGAAGGCUGUACUACCAUAGUCAUGGAACCUUGAGGCAUCUGCGUCGGACAAUCUCUAGCAAAGUGACCCUGUUGGCUACAGUUGAAACACGCUCCAGAAAUACUAUAACACACUCCAUAAUGCCUCUUGUUGCAAUUCAGACAAAUUGGUGCUCCGCCUCCUUUGUCACUCAUGGAUCUGGCACCAAAUCUUGUGCCUGA
Mercurialis annua (annual mercury) is the source of this 1065-nucleotide messenger RNA. RefSeq lists its product as uncharacterized. Lineage: Eukaryota; Viridiplantae; Streptophyta; Magnoliopsida; Malpighiales; Euphorbiaceae. The transcript is spliced from 6 exons. The coding region runs from base 1 to 1065 and encodes 354 amino acids. The record is from RefSeq and is a predicted model, not a curated record.